ACACACUGAUAUUAAAAAAGCCUGCUGGCAAGUUAAGGUCAAAACAUGCAUGAACAUAAAACAGUAAUAUGGCCAUCUCUCAUCUGUGUUGCUGGCUGGACUCCGAGAAAGCACCUGUGAGACCAGAGAUUAAGUUAUAAAUCAUUUUAGAUUGAUUUGAAGUGUGUUAAUUAUUUAGGCAAAUCAAUUACAUUUAACUAUUAAGUUGUGAAUCUGUGUGUGUGUGUGUGUCUGUGCUUCGAUUAUCUGAAGAACGGGGCACUGUACAAAGUGGAAAGUCGUUGGGCGCAUUGCUCAGGCUCCAAGGACAUGCAGUGUCGCGAGCUACGCUGUUUGAAGAAGCGACAGUACAAUGCAUUGUCCUGGCCAACAGCUGCUGCCAACAUAGAGGUCACCCAGCCUCACUUUCUAACGGUUUCCCCCCAGAGGAUGCUGGGAAUGUGUCGCGGACGCAGAAAGUUCCUGGCGGCCUCGCUCGCCCUGCUCUUCAUCCCGGCCCUCACCUGGCUCUAUCUGUCGGCCGGGAACUUUCAAGUGAAGCCCCUCCCCCUGUCGCCCCUGUCGCCCCAGGCGUCUACGCUGGUGGGCGGGCCCGGGGAGCGCCAGGCGCUGGAGCUGCGGGUUCGAGAGAUGGAGGAGGAGAACCGGGCCCUGCGCAAGGAGCUCAGCAAGCCCCCCAGGAGCCCGCAGGGCCGUCCUCACCACGGCAACCGCCAUGGCAACCAGUCCCGGACCCACUCGGAGGAGGGCACGGGGGAUAACGAGGGAUUGAAGUCGGGCGCCGCGGGCAACGGCUCGGACUGUGCACAGCAGCCGCCUGUGGAUAAGUGCGAGGUGAGUCACGAACCGCCGGGCAUUCUGUGUACAGAUGUCUGCUCUUUCCACACACGUAGGAACUCCUUGGAUCUCCAUCCUCCAUCCAAUGUCCUCUGCUCUCCGCUACUGGCCCACAAAGAGGGGACCCGACCUCAGCGUGUGUCUUGUGUUCCGUCCUCAGGUCAGCAGGUUCUGGGCCUGGUGGAGAACCAGAGUGACUGGUACCUGGGGAACCUGUGGAAGAACCAUCGUCCCUGGCCAGCACUGGGACGAGGCUUCAACACAGGGGUGAUUCUGCUGCUACUGGACCGCCUGAGGAAGCUGAGAUGGGAGCAGAUGUGGAGACUGACGGCAGAGAGAGAGCUGAUGAGCAUGCUGUCCACCUCACUGGCUGAUCAGGACAUCUUCAACGCUGUGAUCAAACAGAACCCCUUCCUGGUGCACCAGCUGCCCUGCUUCUGGAACGUCCAGCUGUCGGACCACACCCGCUCCGAGAAGUGCUACAAAGACGUGUCCGACCUCAAGGUGAUCCACUGGAACUCCCCUAAGAAGCUGCGGGUGAAGAACAAGCACGUGGAGUUCUUCCGGAACCUCUACCUGACCUUCCUGGAGUACGACGGCAACCUCCUCCGCCGGGAGCUGUUCGGCUGCCCCAGCGAGACGGACCACAACAGCGAGAACCUCCAGAAGACCCUGUCGGAGCUGGACGAGGACGACCCGUGCUACGAGUUCCGGCGGGAGCGCUUCACGGUGCACCGGACGCACCUCUACUUCCUCCACUACGAGUACGAGCCCAGCGCCGACCACACCGACGUCACGCUGGUGGCCCAGCUGUCCAUGGACAGGCUCCAGAUGCUGGAGGCCAUCUGCAAGCACUGGGAGGGCCCCAUCAGCCUGGCCCUCUACCUGUCGGACGCCGAGGCGCAGCAGUUUCUGCGCUACGCCCAGGGCUCCGAGGUGCUGAUGGGCCGCGGCAACGUGGGCUACCACGUGGUCUACAAGGAGGGCCAGUUCUACCCAGUCAACCUGCUGAGGAACGUGGCCAUGCGCCACGUCAACACGCCCUACAUGUUCCUGUCCGACAUCGACUUCCUGCCCAUGUACGGCCUCUACGAGUACCUCAGGAAGUCGGUGGUGCAGCUGGACAUGGGCAACACCAAGAAGGCCCUGGUGGUGCCGGCCUUCGAGACGCUCCGCUACCGCCUGUCCUACCCCAAGUCUAAAGCAGAGCUGCUCACCCAGCUGGACAUGGGCACGCUGUUCACCUUCAGGUAUCACGUGUGGACCAAGGGCCACGCCCCCACCAACUUUGCCAAGUGGAGGACGGCCACCACCCCGUACAGGGUGCAGUGGGAGGCCGACUUUGAGCCCUACGUCAUGGUGCGCAGGGACAGCCCCGAGUACGACCGCAGGUUCGUGGGCUUUGGCUGGAACAAGGUGGCCCACAUCAUGGAGCUGGACGCUCAGGAGUACGAGUUUGUGGUCCUGCCCAACGCCUACAUGAUCCACAUGCCGCACGCGCCCAGCUUCGACAUCACCAAGUUCCGCUCCAACAAGCAGUACCGCGUCUGCCUCAAGACCCUCAAGGAGGAGUUCCAGCAGAACAUGUCCCGGCGCUACGGCUUCGCCGCGCUCAAAUACAUGACGGCGGAAAACAACAGCUAGCCACCACUGCAAACCCUCUCUCCCCCCGACUAGGAAGGGAGCGGGGGUGGGGGGAGAGAGAGGGGGGCUCUGUGCGGGGAGCCUCUUUGAGCUUUCAGACUUCCACCUGGCCGAGAGCGGAGGCAUGGCACCCUGGCUCUGCAAGUGACCUCUGACCCCUUCGAGAGGGAACGGCGAGGUCACCGCGCCUAAACUUUUGUCUCACCCCAACGGGAGCGAAGUGCAAUCCAGGACUUUUUUUUUUGUUGUCGUUCUUUUUCUUCAUCCCCCUCCUCCUCCCUCCUGCCUGGGUUGAGAAAGCCUGGUUUCGAAGCUUUGACCCGGUUGACCGGUUUCCUCGUAGGAGCGCCCUGCUUGGUAACAGGGCUGUUCCUGGCGUGGAGUUGCUCCACGCCAGAGGAGGAACAGCUCGUCGCCCACACGGGGGGAAACCGGACGUCGCAGCCGGGGGAACGGAGAGUGGCGGACCGGCUAGCGUUAGCCUUGGAAAGCAGACAUGAAUUGCCUUGCCAUAUCAGAGACUUAAGCGUUAACUGCUGUGUGCCGGGCUAUGUCAUGUGUGUGUGUGCGAUUGCCUGUUGGACAAUGCUUAGCAAAAAGCUUAGGGAGACCUAAGCGUGAAGCUUUGAAGUAUAGCCGGCUCACAUUUGUGUCCACACACUGGCGAAUCGCAACGUUUUUCUUUCUUUUGUUGUUGUUGUUGUUGCCGUGCCAAUAUAAAAGAGCAAUGAUUUGACUGACAGCAAUCCCCAGAAUCACUCUCGAGGGAAUGCAAACACUGUACGCAGGGCAGCAGGAUAAAGGCGAAGCGUCUGGGCACAUUUCGAAGAGCGCUUUCCCGUGACUGACGCAUCCAGCGAUACGCGGUCAGCCAUCUUUUAUCGUGACAUUUGUUUUUAAUCUGUCGAUGUCGAUCAAAACAAAUCUUCUGACUCGCGUUACGAGGAUAGCACCGUACAAGGACUCCGGUAGGUCAUCCUAACAAUUGCUAUUCAAGGUGUUGGGUAUCAGCUACACUGGAAUGAUUGGUGUGUGUGUUUUGGCACCGUAGCGUCAGAAGAGCCUGCUGUAGCCUAUGUAAAGGUCAGGGUGUGUGUGUGUGUGUCAGUGGUUAGGUGUGUACCCCGCUUGAAAGGUUCAUCAAGUGGAAUAUUAACACGUGUGGCACACACCAUACACUGCUCAGAGGACCGUGUUCAAUCUUGCCAAUUUCAUGCUGUCAGGGUCUAGAACCUUCUCUUCGCUCAGAGCCGGCGACGACGCAAUCGAACGCUCUCACCUAUGGUUUUGUUUGCUCAUCGAUAUCGACGUGUUUUUUUGUUGUUGUUGUAUUAUUAUUAUUAUGAUGAUGACCUGAAUCAGUGUUAGCUAUCAAGUAUGUGUUUACAGUCCUGGGGGCAGCCACGCUGCACUGCCUCCUGUCACGAGGGGGGGCGCUGCCACGCCACUAUCAGAGGAUCAAGGACUCCAGGACAGCAUUUUCAAAUGUACAACGACCACCAGUGCGACCCGGAGAUCCACACGACAGACGGGAGGGCGGUUUACGUGUGUGUGUGCGCGCGUAUGAAAGUCUCCGUCCAGGUUCAUGGUGGCUUUGCCAGUACCGUCUGGGGGGAUUGGAGGGAGGGAGGGGGUGGUAUCUGGAACAGCAGCAGGGUUCGUCCUGGGAGGGGGUGGUAUCUGGAACAUCAGCAGGGCUGGUCCUGGGAGGGUGGUGUACUGGUCGGCCCGACCAUCUCGGUGUGGGCCUUCACUACUCACAACCACGCAAGGGCUUGCUGCAGUACAACGUGUGUGUGUUUGUACCGGGGGGGGGGGGGAGUGUAUGUGUGUGUCAUAGUGGAGAUGGUUAUUGGCUCUGUGUGUGCGCGUUUGUGUGUGUAGCUUUGCAGGCAGUGCAUCACAGGGGAGUAACCAGAGGUGUGUAACUAUGACAGUGCCGACAGACAUGCUGCUACCUAAAUAAAAGCGUAUGAGCGAGACGAGGGGACUGUGUGGUGUGUCUGUUCUCGCCAUCGGUGCACCGCACAGCGCCACCACAAACCCACGGGGAUGUCCCUUUAAACGUCGACGAUGGCACGCCACAGUGUCAGUGUCGAGAACGAGUCGGAGAAACGUUCACGUCGAGCCGGAACAGACAGCUAAUGACUGCUGUUGUGGCAAAAAAACCGACAACGAAAAUUACUUCACAGCGGUAAGUAAUUGUGUACACAGUCAUUUUGUCCAUGUUGUUUGCCUCCUCCUCAGCCCCUCCCGCUCUAACACACAGUGAUGCUUUCUGGAAAGUGUGGUGACAAAAUGGCCGACGUCUUGAUGAAAGGAGGACAGGGUGGCGCGAGGAGAGACACCUGUUUCAUCUCCUCCCCUGCGUCCGCAAUGUGUCCCCGCCGUCCCGCUGGCAGGCAGACAUCCUGUCACUCCUUUUCAAGAAACAUCCCAGGACAACCCGGUUCCUCUUAUCUGAAGCGUUAUGAGAUGUUUUGAAAGCAGUCCGCCCAUGCUUUCAGCUCCAAAAGUAAUGCAGGGAUCCUUCAAAAUAUCUGGCCAUUUGAGAAGUGUUGCCUUGAUGUCUAGUCUAGUCUGUCUAGAUGGUACCGGGCUGGAAGAGGCUGGUGGUGCUGAUAGCAUUAGCACCUAAUGUAGCCUGGCCUCCCCAGGCCAAGCCCCAGACGGUGUACCAGAGGAGCCCACACACACACACACACAGGGAACAUGACUAUACGACACGAGAGAGCAUGCGGAACCAGCUCCGUCACUGGGUUAUUCAUAAACCAUCUUCUCCCCGACCUGUCUGGAGAAGCGUGGCGGUCCUGAGGUCGACGGAGGCCAAGAGAGAGAGAAGUGUCUGACGGACGUGUAGACGGGGGGGGGACGACGACACUUGUGAUCUUUGUUCAUGGAAGCCAGGGAAUGUCACGCCAGCUUUCCGGUGUGCAGUGGGGUGGGGGGUGGGUCAUCUCAUUCUGUCAGU
Messenger RNA from Hypomesus transpacificus, 5452 nucleotides. RefSeq names its product LARGE xylosyl- and glucuronyltransferase 1 (gene large1). NCBI's taxonomy places the organism in Eukaryota, Metazoa, Chordata, Actinopteri, Osmeriformes, Osmeridae. Gene Ontology annotation, molecular function: glucuronosyltransferase activity; xylosyltransferase activity. Gene Ontology annotation, biological process: protein O-linked glycosylation via mannose. The record is from RefSeq and is a predicted model, not a curated record.